AUGGAGAAGAAGAGGUUUGCAGUGCUGCUGUGUGCUGAGGACUCCGAGUACGUGAAGAAGAGGUACGGAGGUUACUUCAGUGUCUUCGUGGAGCUGCUGGGGGAGGAGGGCGAGGUCUGGGAUGUCUACGGCGUCUGCCAGGGGGAGUUCCCCGCCGACAACCAGCUCCCGUUCUACGACGGCUUCGUCAUCACCGGCAGCUGCAGCGACGCCGACGGUAACGACUCCUGGAUCCUCUCUCUCGUCGCCCUUCUCCAGACGCUCGACUCUAUGCGCAAGAAGAUCCUCGGCAUCUGCUUCGGCCACCAGGUGGGUAUCUCCCACCGUUCCCAUUUCCUCUCUCUCUUUCUCUCUCCUCGUCUUCGGCUACUAUGACCUCGAUGGACCAGACGACAGAUCUCUCGCUCCUGCAACGGUCAAAUCUGAUCACUCUCCUGAAUUUCGGCGCCAAACUGAGCCAAUCUUUUCCGGCUGGCUGCGGGCGAUCUUUCGCCGUUGACUCGACACCACCGGGAGACCGACCGGCGGGCUCAGCGCAAAGGUAGUGCGACUCCUCAUCCGCGAACCACCACAACUGGCAUCCCUGGUCUUGUGGUGACUGAGCGCUAUUCAUGGCGAUCACACAGAUGCGCGGUCCCCCCUCCCUCGCCGGAGGAUAGUAGCCCUCGGAAGACAACGGCCACGUGCUCCUCCUCCGCCGUUCUCCUCUCCGACGGGGACAAGAAAAGACCAGCAGAGUGGGAGAGUAGAAUCGGGGGGCUCUGUCCCGCCAUUCACAUGGGGCUCCCUCCUGGCUCUGAUCCUGCUGUCGUGGUGCUGUGAGAGCUUUCCUGGUCGUGUUGACGGAUCUUUCUGCCUCGCAGAUCCUGGGACGGGCUCUGGGCGGGAAGACGGGCCGGGCCAUCAACGGAUGGGACAUAGGGUUGACCGCCAUCAACGUCUCUUCCAACUCCUGCGAACUGAUGGCCGCCCUCAAGAUCGUGUCGCCGCUACGGGUGAUCCAGUGCCACCGCGACGAGGUUUUGCUUGGAAUGAAUGAUCCAAAACCCACACACACCACAUCUCUCUCUCUCUCUCUCUAAACUUGAGCCAUCGUAGGUCCUUGAGCUGCCGGCGAGGGCGGAGGUGAUUGCCUGGUCGGAGAAGACGGGGGUGGAGAUGUUCCGGUGCGGGGAGCACAUCAUGGGCAUCCAGGGCCACCCGGAGUACAACAAGGACAUUCUCCUCCACCUCCUCGACCGGCUCCGUCAGCGGGAUCUCAUCCAGGCCAGUCUCCAGUCUCACCCCCUUCCUCCUCCGCCUCCCCCUCCUCGGCCGCCCCUGCCAUCGUCGCCGCCGGCGGAUCGUUCUCACACUGGCGAUCGGGGUUCCGCAGAGUCAGCACGUGGAGGCGGCCAAGGCGAGCGUCGACGCCCACGAGCCGGACGGGGAGGCGUGGAAGAGUCUCUGCCGGGGAUUCCUCAAGGGGGCCCUGUAG
Messenger RNA from Spirodela intermedia, 1477 nucleotides. Lineage: Eukaryota; Viridiplantae; Streptophyta; Magnoliopsida; Alismatales; Araceae. The record is from the annotation of a GenBank genome assembly.